AUGUCUGACGCUCACCACACAUCCCAUGGUACGCAGCCGCCGACGUCGCCGAAAGGCCAUCCGUUACCGCGCCGGUCGUCCCCCGAACAUUCUAUAACCCUGCGACACCACCGUUUGGCUCGCGAGGCGAGUGAAAAGGCCGCAUCGAAGCGCGCUGCUGUGGCAGUCAGCCCCGGGUCAUCCUCUUCACCACAUAGGCAGUCAUCCGGCGAGAGUCACAACACUGGACCCAGUGACCCCAAGAAAUGGUUCGACCAAAGCAAUGAGAACCCUACUGCCUUGUAUUCUCAAGGAAUGGACGUCGAUCCUCCGUUUUUCCAAAGAGAGAGCGAUUCAUCCAACGAAGACAAUCUGCAGCCCAACAGUUACCCUACGCAUCUGCAACCGCCCCUACCAGGCAAUCUCAAGCCGAGUGCCACACAUAGUAGCAGUGCCGAUGAUUACCGGAGUGUUAUCGACGACUUGACUGUCGAAAUCAAGAGGCUUAAGGAUGAGCUCAAACGAUACAAACAGAAGGGACCUGAAAUGAUGAAGCGAGACAAACUGUUCGAGAUCAAGGUUCACGGGCUUCCGAAACGCAAGAAGAGAGAGUUGGAGAGCACCCUUCGCGACUUCGCAUCAGGGCUGGAGAGCAAUACCCCUAGUGCCGAGGCCUCGUCUCGAAAAAAAUCCAGACACGCCGACCGACUGGAGUCUGGAUCAGGAUCAGCUUCCAAACACACAUCCUCGACGUCAGGAUCUAACUCUAGACCUGUUGAUUCUGCGUAUGCGUCAAUGUCAACCGGUGCCAAUUCAUCAGGAACUUCCUUUAUGCGACCUUCAGCCAGUUCGAGGGCCAAAUCAUCGGAGCAAAAGGUGGAGAAUUACCUCAAAGACAUUCCCGAAGGGCUCUAUCCACGUCACAUGGUCUUGACGGAUAAAGACAAGAAGAAACUGAUUGUUCGUCGAUUGGAGCAAAUUUUUACGGGGAGAAUCAGCGGCCGGAGCCUGGCCCGGAACCAACCAAAGUCCUCUGCGAAUAUCGCCUCCUACGCUCCCAUUAUGGUGGAGCCAGCAACCGGCAAUACUACCACCACUCACGGACCAUCCAACGUACCCAUGGGCUUCCACGAGCCUUCUAGAGAGGCACGUAUCUUGGCGUCCGAGGAGAACAAGAAUUUGGUGAAAGAAAACGAGUCUGCAUCCAAUUCGAACGAAGAUCAAUUAGACGCCGGCGGCAACUCGGCGGCUACUGGCACAUCACCUCCGGACCCGCUGCUACUCGAGCAGCGUCCUACCCGGCCGCUUGACCUUGAUCCGGACCGCAAACAAAAUCCCUCCGCAAAUAUGGAUUACAUCCGUCAUCUCGGACUGGCCCCACCCCAUCUGACAGGUCUCGCAACACACGAGGAUGUUUCUCCGGAUGCUGAUGGCUGGGUUUAUUUGAAUCUGCUCUGCAACAUGGCGCAGCUGCACAUGCUCAAUGUUGCACCCGACUACAUUCGCAACGCCGUCUCCGAGAAAAGCACCAAGUUCCAGCUUUCGCCUGAUGGGCGCAAAAUCCGAUGGCGCGGAGGUACUGAAGGGACGAAGUUCAGCAGCGACAGCUCAGGGGAUGCCUCUCAGAACAGUCGUUCGGAGGAAUCCGAUGUAGAGGCUGAAAACGAGCACACGAAGAAGCGCAAACACCGACAGGUAUCCAGGAGUGGAUUCUAUUCUUCCUCCGCAGGCCAGAAUGCAUCCGACCAAUUGAAACUGAGCCACAACAUCUCAUCCGCUGACAGCUUCCACUAUAAGCCGUUGUUUGUGCACCAAUCAUCCUCAGCUGAGCAGACUUCUCUUGACGACUCGAGCUCCUCUUUUGGUGUCGGCGAUGAUAGUAACAACGGAGAGUCACGAUGGGGAAAUAGUGGUUCAGGAUCGGCCCGGCGAAAGCGGCGUCGUUUGGAUGGUGCCAUCAUUUACUACAGUGGUGCCCCCUUCUGUAUGGAUUUAUCUGGAGACCCUGGAGACGCAUCUCCUUCGUCCUACUUGACAUCCACUGGCCAGAAUCAACAGUCGUCGCCUAGAACCGAGACCCCCGAAGCACUGCAGCGCACGGAAUCGGGAUCGGCACUUCCCUAUCGCCCCUUGAUUGAAGGUAGAAGAGCACCGAGUGUGGCAGUCGCAACAGAAGCGGGUUCCGACGAUAGCGAGAUGGACAUUGAGGCCGAUUUUACGUGGUCUGAUGUCCCUCAGGACGCCGCUAGCAGCAAGCUGGAUGCUUGUGGUCUGGGUGGAGUCAUCCCAGACGAUCAUUUUGUGGUCGUUGCUACCACAAAGAGACCAAAGAACAGCACGAACCCUAACACUUUCAAACUCGACGCCAAGGAUGUCGCCAAGAUUGUCGACAGGAUUACAUCUCCGCUGGUAUCUUCAGCCCAGGUCGGGCUUUACAAGCCUAAGUCCAAGAGUCGAUCUCCUGUCAACAUCGAGUACACGUCCAGAUCUGUCGAGAAGUUGAAUCCCACACCCUUACCGCCUCCGGGUAUGUACUUCUCCUUUGACAGCGACACUUCCGACACUUCCGAUGAAGACGACUUUGAAUUAGACGACGAAUCGAGUGUAUCGAUUAGGAAGCAUGGAAACCAGGUUCGCAUCUCUACGUUUGAGAAUCAGUAUCCGGAUGAUGCAGAUAUGUCGAGUGGAGAUGAGGAAGAUGUUGAGCCGGAUGGUGGAGAUGAGCCGGUGGACGAAUUGAACGAUGAAAGUAGCGAGGAAAUCAAGAUUCCUAUCCUACCUCGCGAGGUUCGCCGCGCCAGCAGCAGCAGUGCUGUCGCUGCAGCUGGAACGGCUAGAAGCUGUAGCAAGAGCUUGAGUGCCGAACUUCCUUUGGCUUCGGGCAGUUCGGUCGCCACCGCUGGCGGAGCUGAAAGUGGCUACAGUAGUAGUCGCGAGGAAGAGAGUGGUUUAAGUUGA
Messenger RNA from Colletotrichum spaethianum, 2937 nucleotides. Its product is annotated as frequency clock protein. The transcript has 2 exons. NCBI's taxonomy places the organism in Eukaryota, Fungi, Ascomycota, Sordariomycetes, Glomerellales, Glomerellaceae. Gene Ontology annotation, cellular component: nucleus; cytoplasm. The record is from RefSeq and is a predicted model, not a curated record. Gene Ontology annotation, biological process: circadian rhythm; regulation of DNA-templated transcription. The coding region runs from base 1 to 2937 and encodes 978 amino acids.